This is a messenger RNA of Chelmon rostratus (copperband butterflyfish), 5079 nucleotides long. Its product is annotated as vitellogenin-like. Gene Ontology annotation, biological process: lipid transport. The coding region runs from base 1 to 5079 and encodes 1692 amino acids. The transcript is spliced from 33 exons. Gene Ontology annotation, molecular function: lipid carrier activity. Lineage: Eukaryota; Metazoa; Chordata; Actinopteri; Chaetodontiformes; Chaetodontidae. The record is from RefSeq and is a predicted model, not a curated record.
AUGAGAGUGGUUGUGCUUGCCCUGACUCUGGCCCUUGUGGGUGAUAAAAUUUUUCUUACAGCUCCUGAGUUUCCUGCCGGAAAGACAUAUGUGUACAAGUAUGAGGCACUGCUCCUGGGUGGUCUGCCAGAGGAAGGCCUGGCAAAGGCCGGACUCAAAGUCAGCAGCAAAGUUCUCAUCAGUGCUGUGGCCCAAAAUUACUACAUGCUGAAGCUUGUCGAACCUGAGCUCUAUGAGUACAGUGGCGUCUGGCCUAAGGAUCCUUUAAUCCCAGCCACCAAGCUGACGUCAGCCCUGGCAGCCCAGCUCAUGACUCCCAUCAAGUUUGAGUAUGCCAAUGGUGCUGUCGGAAAAAUGUUCGCCCCUGAGGGAAUCUCCACAAUGGUGCUGAAUGUUUACAGAGGUAUCCUGAAUGUCCUUCAGCUCAACAUCAAGAAGACACAGAACGUCUACGAGAUGCAGGAGGCCGGAGCUCAGGGUGUGUGCAAGACCCUCUAUGCCAUCACUGAAGACGAAAAGGCUGAACGUGUCCUUUUGACAAAGACAAGGGAUCUGAACCACUGUCAGGAGAAGAUCAUGAAGGACAUAGGGUUGGCAUACACUCAAACAUGUGCGAAGUGCCAGCAGGACUCAAAGAACCUGAGAGGAACCGCAGCAUACAGCUACAUCUUGAAACCAGUUGCUAGUGGCAUCCUGAUCCUGGAGGCAACUGUUAAUGAGCUGAUCCAAUUCUCACCUUUCACUGAGAUGAAUGGAGCUGCUCAGAUGCAGACCAAGCAAUCCUUGGUCUUCCUUGAGAUUCAGAGGGCCCCUAUUGUACCCAUUGAAGCUCAAUAUCUUCACCGUGGUUCUCUUAAGUAUGAGUUUUCCACUGAGCUUCUUCAGACGCCCAUUCAGCUCAUGAAGAUUAACAAUGUACAGGCCCAGAUUGUGGAAAUUCUGAAUCAUCUGGUUGCCCACAAUGUGGAGAGAGUCCAUGAGGAUGCCCCUCUGAAGUUUUUGGAACUCAUUCAGAUCCUCCGUGCAGCCCGCUUUGAAGACCUGGAAAUGCUCUGGAGCCAAUACAGAACCAAACCUGCUUACAGACAGUGGAUCUUGGAUGCCAUCCCUGCCACUGGAACUGCUGCUGCUCUGAGAUUCAUCAAGGAGAAAUUCCUGGCUGAUGACCUGACUGUUGCUGAAGCAGCUCAGGCUUUGAUUGCAUCUAUUCACAUGGUGACAGCUAACAUUGAGGCAAUCAAGCUGGUUGAGGCCCUGGCAAUCAACAACAAAAUAGUGGAAAGCCCAGUUCUGCGUGAGAUUGUCCUCCUUGGCUAUGGCACCAUGAUUUCAAAAUACUGUGUUGAGAUGGAUGUCUGCCCUGCAGAACUCAUUAGGCCCAUCCAGGACUUCCUUUCAGAGGCUGUUGCUAGGGAUGAGACCCAGGAUAUCAUCCUGUUCCUGAAGGUUUUGGGUAACGCUGGUCAUCCUGCUAGCCUAAAGCCAAUCACAAAGAUCCUGCCCAUACAUGGCACUGCAGCUGCAUCUCUGCCAAUAAGAGUCCAUGCUGAUGCUAUCAUGGCUUUGAGGAACAUUGCAAAGAAGGAGCCCAGAAUGGUCCAGGAACUGGCUCUUCAGAUCUACAUGGACAAGGCCCUUCACCCAGAGCUUCGUAUGCUUGCAUGCAUUGUGCUGUUUGAGACAAGGCCUGCAAUCGGUCUGGUGACAACUCUUGCCAACAUUGUGAAGACAGAGGAGAAUCUGCAAGUAGCAAGUUUCACUUAUUCUCACAUGAAGUCCCUGACCAGGAGCACCGCUGCUAUGCAUGCCUCAGUUGCUGCGGCUUGCAACGUUGCCGUCAAAAUCUUGGGCCCAAGGUUGAACAGAUUGAGUUCAUGUUUCAGCAAAGCCAUCCACAUGGACAUCUAUAACAACCCCUUGAUGCUUGGUGCUGCUGCCAGUGCUUUCUACAUCAAUGAUGCUGCCACCAUUCUGCCCAGAUCUGUUGUGGCUAAGACCAGUGUGUAUCUUGCUGGAGCUGCUGCCGAUGUUCUGGAGGUUGGAGUAAGAGCUGAGGGACUCCAGGAGGCUCUUCUGAAAAACCCUGCAUUUAUUGACAAUGCUGACAGGAUAACCAAAAUGAAGCGCGUCAUUAAGGCUCUCUCGCAGCUCAGAUCUCUGCCCGCCAGAACACCUCUGGCCUCCUUCUAUUUCAAAUUAUUCGGACAAGAAAUUGCCUUUGCCAACAUUGACAAAGCCAUGAUUGACCAGGCCAUUGCGUUCGCCACCGGUCCCUCUGUUCAGACACUUGGUAAGAACGUUAUCAGGGCUCUGCUGUCUGGCGCUUCCUACCACUUUGCCAAACCUCUGCUGGCUACUGAGGUGAGGCGUAUCCUGCCUACUGCUGCUGGUCUUCCAAUGGAGCUCAGUCUGUACACUGCUGCUGUGGCCGCCGCAGCUGUUCAAUUCAAGGCCACCACAACACCAGCUCUUCCAGAAAAUUUCUAUCUUUCUCACCUUCUUAAGACAAACAUUCAGCUUGAGACUGAGAUCAGGCCAAGCAUUGUUGUGAACACAUUUGCUGUGAUGGGGGUAAACACGGCCAUACUCCAGUCUGCCCUGAUCUCAAGAGCUAAACUCAACUCCAUUGUGCCCGCCAAGAUCGCAGCAAGACUCGACGUCACUGAGGGCCACUUCAAGAUCGAAGCUCUGCCGGUUUCUGUGCCUGAAGACGUUGCAGCUGUGCAUGUUGAGACAAUUGCUGUGGCAAGAAAUAUUGAGGAUUUACCUGCAGCAAAAAUCACUCCAAUCAUCCCCAAUAAAGUCUUUGAGCCCAUCUCAAGGGAGAUUCUCACAUCUAAGUUUGCUUCAACUGCUUCAAAAUCCUCAGAGAUCAUUCACCAAGAUGUGGCAAGUGCCAGACCUGCCAUCAUGAAACCCAAAGCAGCUCAGUUUGAGAAGAAGUACUGUGUUAAAGCUGCUGGCAUUGGACUAAAGGGCUGUUUCAAGAUUGCCACUGAAAACGCUGCUUUCAUCAGGGACAUUGCCUUGUACAAACUGGCCGGAAGGCACACUGUUGUUCUUUCUCUUAAACCAAUUGAAGGGGAAGUCAUUGAGAGACUGGAGAUGGAAAUUCAAGUAGGACCAAAGGCUGCAGAGAAGCUCAUUAAACAGAUCAAUCUGAGCGAAGAAGAAAUUGUUGAAGGCAGACCAGUCUUGAUGAAGCUAAAGAAAAUUUUAGCUCCUCGUCUGAAAAAUGCCACCUCCUCCUCCUCUUCCUCCUCCUCCUCCUCCUCCUCCAGCUCCAGCAGUCAUCGUUCAAGCAGCUCUCGCUCAAGCCUGAGCUCCAGGACCUCUUCCAGUUCCUCAUCUCGUGUCACCAGCAAGGCCAUUGAUAUAGCCCCUACAUCCAAAAGACUUCACAGUUUGAGGCGCAGCAGCAGCAGCAGAAGCAGCAGGUCCAGCUACGCAUCAAGCCUUGCAUCGCUGUUCAGUGCCAGCUCAAGUUCCUCUCGCUCCAGUGCCCAUCUCUCAAGGCAAGUGAUAUAUCGCCACAAGUUCCAAAAAAACCAUAAGUGGCAGGCUCUCACGUCUCAAGCCACCUCAGCAGUAAUUUCCAGGAGCAGUGCCUCAAGCUUUGAGGCCAUCCAAAGACAUAACAAAUUCCUUGGCAAUGAAGUAGCUCCUACCUUUGCCAUCAUCUUCCGUGCUGUCAGAGCUGACAAAAAGGUGCAGGGAUAUCAACUGGCAUUCUACUUAGACAAAGCAACCGCCAGAGUUCAGAUUAUUCUGGCUGCCUUGGCUGCUGAUAACAACUGGAAGUUCUGUGCCGAUGGAGUUCUGCUUAGCAAGCACAAAGUCACGGCUAGAGUCGGUUGGGGAGCAGAAUGCAAGCAGUAUGAUACCACGAUCACAGCCGAGACUGGUCUUGUUGGUCCAAGCCCUGCAGCUCGCCUGAGAGUGGCCUGGAACGAACUACCUUCUGCCUUUAAAUACUAUGCAAAGAAGUAUGAAACUUUCAAAGGACUGGUGCGUGACUACGUUCCUGCUUACAUGAUGACUGGCUGGGUUAAAGGAAAGGAUGAAAACAGCGCCAAGCAGCUCUCACUUACAGUGGUUGCCACAUCUGACAGGACCCUUGACCUCAUUUGGAAAACACCAACACAUACUGUCUAUAAGCUGGCUCUGCACCUUCCCAUUGCUCUGCCACUUGAUGAACUCAAAGGUCUCACCCCCUUUGAUAGCCUUACUGAUAAAACCCACUACUUGUUGGCCAAGGCUGGUGCAGCCGAAUGUAGCUACAUGAGAGACACACUGACCACAUUCAACAGCAGGAGGUACAAGAACGAGAUGCCAGUGUCUUGCUACCAAGUUCUGGCACAGGAUUGCACCAGUGAGCUGAAAUUCAUGGUUCUGCUGAAGAAAGAUCACGUUGAACAGAACCAUAUCAAUGUGAAGAUUGCUGACAUCGAUAUUGACCUGUACCCGAAGAACACUGACGUGAUUGUGAAGGUCAAUGGAAUGGAAAUACCCAUCAACAACCUGCCAUACCAGCAUCCCACAGCCAAAAUCCAGAUCAGGCCAAAGGGUGAAGGCAUCUCUGUGUACGCUCCCACCCAUGGUCUUCAUGAAGUCUACUUUGACAAGAACUCAUGGAAGGUUAAAGUUGUGGACUGGAUGAAGGGACAGACCUGUGGACUCUGUGGAAAGGCUGAUGGGGAAAUCAGACGGGAGUAUCUCACACCCAACGGCCGUCUGACCAAGAACGCAGCCAGUUUCGCUCAUUCUUGGGUUCUGCCAGCUGAGAGCUGCAGGGACACCUCAGAGUGCCGUAUGAGGCUUGAGUCGGUGCAGCUGGAGAAGCAGGUAGACAUCCAUGGCCAAGAAUCCAAGUGCUACUCUGUUGAGCCUGUGCUGCGCUGCCUGCCCGGAUGUUUCCCCGUGAAGACCACUGCCGUCACUGUUGGCUUCCACUGCCUGCCCACUGAUUCUGCCCUGAAUCGCCCAGAGAGUCUGAGCAACAUCUACAAUAACAGUGUGGACCUGAGGGACACAGCAGAGGCCCACUUAGCCUGCAGCUGUACUGCUCAGUGUGCUUAA